Molecule: messenger RNA, 3070 nt
Organism: Erpetoichthys calabaricus (reedfish)
Lineage: Eukaryota; Metazoa; Chordata; Cladistia; Polypteriformes; Polypteridae
Product: semaphorin-3D
Exons: 18
Coding region: 147-2480 (777 amino acids)
Biological process (GO): negative regulation of axon extension involved in axon guidance; neural crest cell migration; negative chemotaxis
Molecular function (GO): semaphorin receptor binding; chemorepellent activity
Source: RefSeq, a predicted model, not a curated record
CCUGAUACGAGGGAGGCAGAAAGGGAAUACGAUUUCCGAGAAGGACACAGCGGCGCUCUGCUCGCUCUUCUAGCCGUUUGCAGACUCAUGUCUAUGAAACUUCCAAGAAGGGGAUGUUCUAAAGAAAGCCUUCCUUGAACGAAGACAUGCAAUAUUUGGGAGAGCAGCAAUUGAUGGCUCCGUCAGUGAGGCUAUGUUCCCACCCUCUUCAUUUCCUGAUCCACUUUCUGCUGAUGAUUUCUUGGACGCCUGCCUGGACUCAGAGGGCCGCCCGUCUGCAGCUUACAUAUAAAGAUCUGCAGCUGUCUAAUAGUUCAGUCAUCUUUCUGGGAUCAAGAAACACUUCCAGCUUCCAGACCCUUCUUUUGGAUGAAGAUCGUGGAUGGUUGUUGGCCGGGGCAAAAAACUACAUAUUCCUUCUCCGCUUAGAUAACCUGAAUGACAACCCACAUAAGAUUUAUUGGCCAGCAGCUAAGGAUCACGUUGAGCACUGCAAAUUGGCAGGAAAGAAUGAAGAGACAGAAUGUGCAAAUUUUGUACGUCUCCUACAACAUUUCAACAAAACCCACGUGUACGCUUGUGGAACUGGAGCCUUUCAUCCUCUUUGCACUUACAUCGACCUGGGACGCAGCACUGAAAAACCUGUUGUUCAUCUCAUUCCUCACUUGCUCGAGUCCGGACGUGGGAAAUGUCCAUUCAGCCCUGAGGAAUCUUUCACAGCUCUGCUCACCACUGAAGGACUGUAUGCCGGAACAUCUGUGGAUUUCAUGGGUACGAAUGCAGCCAUUUUUCGGACAACUGUCCAAGGAAGGAAUCAACAUUACAUCCGCACUGAGGCCAAUCAAGACAACUGGUUAAAUGACCCGCAGUUCAUAGGAUCCUUCUCCAUCCCUGACACCCGCAGUCCGGAUGAUGAUAAGAUCUACUUAUUUUUUAAAGAAAUGGCUGUGGAAUCCAACCAGUGGGAUAAGCGUAUCUUUAGUAGGGUGGCCCGAGUCUGUAAGAAUGAUGUCGGAGGAAAACGCAGCCUGAUUAACAGAUGGACCACAUUUCUGAAAGCUCGGCUCGUCUGCUCUGUACCAGGGCCUAAUGGCAUGGAGACUUACUUUGAUGAACUGGAGGAUAUAUUUCUCCUUGAAACAAGAGAUGAACAGAACCCACUCAUAUUUGGAGUAUUUUCUGCCUCAGGCUCCGUCUUCAAAGGCUCUGCAGUCUGUGUUUAUUCGAUGGCCUCCAUCCGGGCGGUGUUCAAUGGACCGUUUGCACACAGAGAAAGUCUGGACUAUCGUUGGGUGGAAUACAAAGGCAGGAUCCCGUAUCCCAGACCUGGCACUUGUCCCAGUGAAACCUAUGACCCCUUACACAAGUCAACCCAGGAUUUCCCAGAUGAUGUCAUCAGCUUUAUGAGAUCUCAUCAGCUCAUGUGGGAGGUGGUCUAUCCUCUUAACAGGAAGCCUGUGUUUAUGAAAGCGGGAGGCCCAUUUCUACUGAAAAAACUUGUUGUUGACAGGGUGGACGCAGAAGAUGGCCAGUAUGAUGUCAUGUAUCUUGGCACCGAUGAAGGGAAAAUUCUUAAAGUGAUCACGAUCCCCAAACAAGACUGGAGCACAGAGGAGAUCAUUUUGGAAGAGAUUUCUGUUUUUCAGAAGCCGAGCCCCAUUGUUAACAUGGAAAUUUCCACAAAGCGACAACUGCUGUAUGUGAGCACAGUUUCUGAACUUGCCCAGGUGUCUCUGCACCGAUGUGAACUCUAUGGAAAGGCCUGUGCUGACUGCUGCCUUGCAAGAGAUCCUUACUGUGCCUGGGAUGGCAGUCUGUGUACCAGAUACUUCCCAACUAACAAGCGACGUGCCAGAAGACAGGAUGUGAAACAUGGAGACCCUCGAAGUCAAUGCCAUGAUCUUGAAGAAGGCUUUGAAGCUGUGGAAGAUAAGGUCAUGUAUGGAGUGGAGAUGAAUUCCACCUAUUUGGAGUGCAUACCAAGAUCCCAUCAAGCAAUGCUUAAGUGGACAGUCCAGCAUCCCAGAAAUGAUCACGUGAAGGAGGUCAAAAGUGAUGAAAGAUUCAUACACCUGGAGCAAGGUCUACUUAUACGCCUACUGGAAAAAAGUGACGCGGGUAUUUACUCCUGCCUUGCUGAAGAAAACUCUUUCUCCCACACCCUUGUGCGUUACCACCUGCGGAUCAUCGAACAAGAGUAUGUUGGAGCUCAGCAAAGCCAAGUGGGAGGAGCAACUGGAGAAAUGGGCAGGGCCAUAGUUAACCCGCCCACACUGGGGCAGCUCCAGAUGUUUUAUAAAGACUACACACAACUGAAAAGCAUCUCAGGAAUGAGUGCUGAUGAAUAUUGUGACCAGCUCUGGUAUAGAGAAAAGCGCAAACAAAAGUUGCGUAAUUUCAAAUGGAAACAAACUGUCGAUAACAGGAAAGGACGACUGCGCAGACACCCAGGACAGGAGAGAGAUGGGCCUGCAGCGUGAUACAUGAGUACAACACGAUCAGCUUUUCAGUUGAACAAGUGUGGAUAAUCUGUUAUUAUUAUAUUGUAUUUAUAUAUCGUAUCCAUGUGAAACUAAAUUGAAAACCUUCAUAUUUCUGUUUUGAGCUUUUUAUUUAUUAGAUGAAUGAAAUUUUAGUUAUCAAUUCAAUCAUCCUUUUUUAUUCAUAACACCUAGUGUAAUACCUUUUAUGGUCAUUAUAUACUGUAUUUGAUAAUGGGACUUUGGAUGAAAAAAAAUGAUUUGUGUGUAAAGUACAUUUAAAUGAUCAGGCACAUCCUAGAGUGUCAUGUGAUGUGGAUAUGCUAUGUUGUGUGUGUUGUUUACACCAUUGUAUAUACUGAAAGGGGGUGCAGUCAAGCUCUUCACAGAGCUGUUCCUCAGUAUUGUGUUUCACAGGUUAUGGCAGCUCAUUCUUUCUCUUUUUCCACUCCAUGCUUGAUCUUUAACUAUGUGGUUUGUCAUGCUUUUGUACAGCACUUUGUGAAAAAUACUCACUGCAAGAGGCUUUAUAUAAAAUAAAGAUUUGAUUGACUGAUUUAUCUCAGCAAGCAGAAUAAUAGUCCGAAAAA